AGUACAAUAACAAUUCUUCACUAAUUUAUUUAUUUCGAGAAAGAUGAUUAGAUGCUCCAGACACAAACUAUAACUGUUGAAAAUCCGUUUACUGUUUUCAGCAUUGCAUUGUGGGCCAUUGUAAUGCCUGCCGAACCCCAUGUAUUUGUUUAUGUUUUGAUACUAUGCGAUGUGUAGGUGGAAGUGAACAUUGUCGUUACUCACAGGUUUUAAAUGCCAUUUGCAUCCGAUGUCCGAGGCUGCUUCUGUUGUGGACCGAGCCAAUCCUUUCCUCGCAAUAGCCAUCUCGCCAUGCAAGGCCCACCAUUCAGUCUCAAUCUGACAGCCAGUGGACCAGGCCCAGUUCUGUCUCAUUCCAUGGCCCCGGCUAAUGAUCCCAUGGCCCUGGGUCCUGUAUUUGAACAAAUCGACAUCAGCGGUGCUGCCUCAAAUGCCAUGUUAUCUUCCCUAGAUAUUCCACAGACGGACAAUGCCCUCAGCUCUGUUGUGCGCCCCAGUCAAGAAAUGUGUGAACAUGAAGAUGAUGAACAGGUCUUCGUGUCACCCUCCGGGCCUCAAAUAGAACAGGUGGCGAUCGGGAACAAUCUGGGUCAGUUCAGUUUCAGAUUUUUACAAGACAGGCAGCUCGGGUGUAAAGUUCCUAGUGGCAAUGGAGUGCCCGGCGACAUAAAACCAUUACUGUCGUCGUCUGCUCCUGGUGAGACGAUAUUGUCUCGUAACUUUGACAGGCGCCUAGGUCGUGGUAACGGGGCGGGAGAGUGUUCAUCUGAGGGUGGCGAUAUGGAUCUAGACAGCGCCUUGGACGAACUUGGGAUGUUGAGUACGAUAACCAAUAGUAGAAAACAAUAUUUGCUCGAAACUCGAAGCCAAGCUUCCAUAAAGAAACGGGAGCAGAGGCUGCGCACAAAAAGCGAGAGCUCUCCCAACUUAUCAAAUCUGGGUCGUCCCAACGGGUACUGCAUUCUUCAGGUGGACACUACUUAUGUCACAGGAAUGUCGUCCACACCAAGUCCAGCCGGCCUAGUUUCCUCUGUCCAUAAUUCUACAGAUGGAAUGCCAAUAAAGUCGCAUCCUUUCCGUGCUGAUUGCUGGAGGGAUCCUGAAGUUCUGGAAAAUUCGGCAGCUGCAAGACGCCGCCGAUCUGUGCCACGUAUGUCCCGCAUGCGGAAAGAUCGAUAUCGACGGUCUCGCUGCCCUUACAAGAUUCCGAAUCGUCUGUGCAGUUCCAUGCAGGAGUCCGACUUUGGUCCUGACUAUUUUGACUCAUGCACUAGCCCUUUCUCUUCCCCCUCCAUCCCUUCUGAGCCUGGCGUGGAUGCUCUGUCACACAGACUGGCAGACGCACAGCUGGGGAGUCAGUCCAAGUCCAACACCGCCUCGCCUGUGAAGCCUGUACAGGAAGUGCGUCUGGUCCGCUCGAUCUCUGCAGAGAACCUGCUUCCUGUCCGUCGACGUCUGGAAAGAGACCUAGACUUACAGCGGCAGGAGUCCUCGAGAGCAGAUGAGAGUCUUGACGUGAUGGCCUCGCAGCUGACCAAUCUCCACAUGUCCUGAGAGUUGCCUCAGGUCUCUUGAUCUCACAGAUGUAGUGGGGUUUUUUUUCUUUUUAAUAUUUUACCAUUUUACCCGUUGCUGUCCAGUGUGUUGGAUCUUUAUUGAUCAUUUUGAGUUGAAUUGUUUGGGUUUUUCAUGAAAAAUUGUGUGCACGAUGUGACUUGACAAAAACAAAAUGAAAAUUCUUCUUUCUUUUGAAAAAGCUAUGUUGAUUUAGGUCUUGCUUUUUCCGAGCACUGAAUGACAGUUAUUGUCUCCAGGUGCUACUCUUUAACUUGAAACGACACUGUGGGAAGAAAAGUUAACCUUUUAAUAAACAAAGCCACCUUGUCAGCACACUAUAUAGUCUGCUAGCUUGUGGAGUUAUGUGUAGCUGUUUUCAUAGAUAACCUCUAUCAGGGUUUUAUUUUUUUAUAUAGUGCAGAAACUUUUCUGUGGAUACAUUCCAAAAAACUGUAGAAAAAGAGGAUUACUGUGUCGAAACUCCUUUACAACAUUCUGUCCUGUUCAAGUGGCAAUAUGAAAAAUUUGUACUUGAAAAUUAAUUACACUUGUUUAGUUUCGUCUUACUUGUUUUUCCUUAGUCUGCUGAGAGUAGGUUAAAAUUAGAUCUUCAAACAGCUCUGUUGUUAACAACUGUUAAUGUUGCUGACUAUUCUUUGAUAGGCCUGACACAUGAGCUAAAAUGAUAAAAAGUUUACUUUCAAAUAUGUGAUACUAAUUAUGAAUAAUGAAUUUAGCCCGCAUUUUAUUACAUUUGAUAUAUUAUAGUGGUUGUUCAUCCAGUUGUUCGACUUGCGUUCAUUUAGGUUCCUGUCUUUAGAAGACUUAGGUAUAAGUUUAAGUUCUGAUCAAAGAUUUGGAAUGGUUUUUUUGUGAUAUUGUUUUUCUACCUUUGUAAUAAAUGCUUUUCAUCAUACACGCUGUUCAUAUAUAUGGUUGUGUUCUUGAAACACACUUGAUAGUUCUCCCAAUUAUAUAGUAGUCAAUAAUUUAAUUACUCAAUCAAAUAUUGCAUAUAUGUACAUAUAUAUCUCAAUAAUGGUCGAAAUUCCUACUUCUAGAGCAGUGAAAGUUUCUCUUCACUGUUGAUUUGACAUUACACUCAUUUGUCUUAACAAUGUUCAUGUUUCUGUCAUACAUCUUUUAUUGCAUUCUCUCAUCUGUCUGUGGUUAUUGAAUGUCCUUGG
Aplysia californica (California sea hare) is the source of this 2744-nucleotide messenger RNA. RefSeq lists its product as uncharacterized. Bases 214 to 1554 code for a protein of 446 amino acids. The transcript is spliced from 2 exons. Lineage: Eukaryota; Metazoa; Mollusca; Gastropoda; Aplysiida; Aplysiidae. The record is from RefSeq and is a predicted model, not a curated record.